AUGAAGCGCUUCCUGGGUUCUCUGAGCGGGCGCUCAAGUGAGUGUCUCGCCGUCUCCACGUCUCCCCGCAAAUUCGCUGACUUGUACCCGAACAUAGGCUCCAGCGACAGUGUCGAACAUCGUGAAGACUCACCAGAGGCCACUGUGCUGAAAGAACUGACUGCCUUCUGCGAAUCAAAUGCAAAUGAGAAUGUGAAUGGCUCUUCGCGCGACGCGGUAGGUGCCUCGGAGAUGACAAGAAACAACCCUUUUUCAAGACUGACCACCUCAUUCACACCACUGCAGCAAGGAGCCGAAGUCGUCCACCUUCCCAAAAUCGUUGAAGCCGCCGAGUCAAGCCCCAAUGCCGCCAAGGAAGCGGCUCUGCGCAUUCGGAAGUACUUUUCCGAUUCUGCUGCCACCUCGAACCAAACCCAGUACAAUGCGAUCAUGCUCAUGCGCAUUCUGGCUGAUAACCCAGGCCACACUUUCACGCGCAACUUUGAUGCCAAAUUCGUGACGACCGUCAAAGAGCUGCUUCGCACAGGACGCGACUGGCACGUGCAGAGCUAUCUCCGCCAGUAUCUGGAUACCCUCGAGCAACAGCGCGCAUGGGACGAGGAUCUGAAACUACUGCUGCAGAUGUGGGCGAAGGAGAAGACGAAAGCCUCGCACGGGUUGACCGACCGUUUCCCAAUGAAUCCCACAGUCCCGCCGCAAGCCCCGCCGCAAGUCCCGCCUAGGUUUCACGGUCACCAGCAACAGCCAUAUAGACCGUCCCACCUACCGGCAAAUACCCUCCCCAACGCAGAGGAACUAGCAGCCCGCAUCGAGGAAGCGCGCAAUUCGGCGAAACUACUAACGCAAUUUGUCCAGUCUACGCCCCCAGUAGAGCUGGAAGACAACGAUCUCAUCAAGGAGUUCGUUGACCGCUGCGGGAGCGCUUCGCGUUUAAUUCAAGGAUACAUCCACAUGAACAACCCGGCUCCGGACGAGGACACCCUUUUGACACUCAUUGAGACGAACGACGAGAUCUCCGUCGCGCUGUCGCAGCAGCAGCGUGCCAUGCUAAAGGCACGCAAGAUCACAGGAUCUUUAUCGCCGACCACGUCUCAUAUGGAUAGCUCCUCGCCGUCACAGGCUGUCGCACCAGCCGCUGCGAAUCUCUCUCCGCCCCUCGUGGCCCCAGCUCAGGCCGAAACAGGGAGACCCGAGUCCCCUGCAUUCGUCGCGGCACAACUGCCUUCUCCGAUCAUGACUGGCGGCCGUCCACUUGGUUCCUACCCCGUGUCGGGAUCGGCGACUACCGGUCGGUAUGAAUAUAACUCUGAGGAUUUCCACGUGCGGAAUCCUUUCGCUGAUGAUCAUGAUACGAACGAUUUGGGUGAGCGGGAUCGGGCGCAUGGCAAUUCGCAGCCUUAG
Penicillium digitatum Pd1 is the source of this 1401-nucleotide messenger RNA. NCBI's taxonomy places the organism in Eukaryota, Fungi, Ascomycota, Eurotiomycetes, Eurotiales, Aspergillaceae. The record is from RefSeq and is a predicted model, not a curated record.